Nicotiana tabacum (common tobacco) is the source of this 905-nucleotide messenger RNA. The record is from RefSeq and is a predicted model, not a curated record. Lineage: Eukaryota; Viridiplantae; Streptophyta; Magnoliopsida; Solanales; Solanaceae.
CUUCCAUAUCACCCCUUUCAACCUCUCUGCUAUGAUCUUGGAUUGCUUCAAGUAUCCAUCUCAUAUGGAUUGCUUCAAGUAUCCAUCAAUGUGGGUGAAAGGCAUUGGAACGGAAGAAAAUUGUCAUUGGAGUGGUGGACACCGGUGGCCGGUACAGAUCUGGCAAGCAAGAGGUCGGAACUCAGAUGGAUCAAAGCAUUCGACAUCCCGCUUCAUGCUUGGUCACUAGAUACCUUUAAAACUGUUGGUGAAUUUUGUGGUGGCUAUGUUGGGGUUGAUGAAGAUAUAAAACAUGUCAAUCAUCUAUGCAUAAGGAACACUGAAGCCAAAACACCUGGUAAGAUUAAUCUUGAUAUAGGAGAAUGGAAGUUCGAAAUCUCCUUGGUGGAUGAAGUUUCUGCUACUCCUAGAUUGGUCGGAAAAUCUGAUAUGCAUCCGUCUUGUUUGACCCCUUUAAGAUGGAUGGUUUAUAGGACUUGUAGAUGGCUCCAGAUUGCUUCACCCCUUUACAACAACAACAAACCAAGUGAAAUCUCACAAGUGGGGUCUGGGGAAGAGAGUAGGCCUGCCGAACUAUUUUUCCAGAUGCAUUUGCUUGCUAGACGGCUGACAGAAGGUUCUGGAGCUAUAUCCAAUCUGGAGCCAUCUACAAGUCCUAUAAGAUGGAUACUUGAAGCAAUCCAUAUGAAUCCGUCUUGUUUGAGAUACUGGAGAGCUUUGUUGAAAUUUAUGGAGUAAAUUGCAAGCUCCGCAACUCGUACGACAACUCAAAUUCUGUCCUUUCUGCUACCAGCUAGGCAUCUCUUUUUGUUUUUGCUUUCUAUAAUAGGGCAAAUAUUACGUUUGUAUUUGCCUUUUGUAUUAGUUAAUUUAAAAUUCUUUCUUUAUUUGCUCAUUUUGGUUCA